GUAACGUAGUGUUUACAAUAUCGUGAGAUAACUGUUGCGAUUUGCAUUUCUAUCCUCUUGCUUCUCUCCAAUAACAUUCCUGGCUCAGUCUAUUCUAUGGCUCGAAUAAAUAUUGUGCGUUUAAGUGCAAUCGGACAUUCAAUUAGGCGCACGAUAUUAAUAACUCGUCAAUUAUUCCGAUAAGUCUCGAGUACGCUUUGUCGCACUGAAUCGUUUUGGAUGUCAAUUGUCCCUUCGUCGCACGUUGAAAUUGUUAAUCGCAAGAACAAAGAGCGUUGCCUGUACUUAUGGUUCCAUCCCAAUAUUACGGGUUUAGAAGCAGAGCGUCUGUUAAUGGAACGAGGACAUGACAGCUCAUUCCUAGCACGUCCUAGUUCUUCAAAUCCUGGUGACUUUACGUUAUCUGUCAGACGGAAUGGCGAGGUGACUCAUAUUAAAAUACAAAAUACAGGAGACUUCUAUGAUCUUUAUGGUGGUGAAAAAUUUGCCACGCUCUCAGAGUUGGUCCAAUUUUAUAUGGAAAACGGUGGACAAUUGCGCGAGAAGAACGGCGAGAUUAUUGAGCUGAAGUAUCCCCUUAAUUGUGCCGAUCCUACAACCGAAAGGUGGUUCCAUGGUCACUUGUCAGCGAAAGAAGCGGAACGGUUGAUGCUAGAACGUGGAAUAAAUGGAUCCUUUUUAGUGCGAGAGUCCCAAAGUAAACCUGGCGAUUUUGUGCUGUCUGUACGCACUGACGACCGCAUCACACAUGUUAUGAUACGAUGUCAGGAUAACAAAUAUGAUGUAGGUGGCGGUCACAAGUUUGACAGUCUGAGUGUUCUGAUCGAUCAUUAUAAGAAAAAUCCAAUGGUGGAAACAAGCGGAAGCGUUGUUCGACUUCGACAACCGUUCAACGCUACGCGCAUUAACGCUAGUGGCAUUGAAAGUAGAGUCAGACAGCUACAGAAAACGGUGAAAUUAAAAGAAAAUGGCUGUUCCAAUGGUUGUUGGAACGGCGCUACUGGAAAUAAUGAGAGCGGGGUAGGUCGUGGCAAGGGAAAAGCUGGCUUUUGGGAGGAAUUCGAAUCGUUACAGCAGUUGGAAUGCCGGCAUUUGUUUUCAAGAAAGGAAGGUCUGCGUCCGGAAAAUCGUGCAAAAAAUCGUUAUAAAAAUAUUUUACCGUUUGAUCACACGAGGGUACGAUUAAAGGAUGUAGAUCCCAAUGUUCCUGGAACCGAUUAUAUCAACGCUAACUACAUAAAGAACGAAGAAGGUAAUGGGACAAGCGGUGGUAGCAGUAGCGAUGCCGGAUCACUUGGCAAGUAUUACGUAGCUACCCAGGGUUGUCUUCCAAAUACCGUACAAGAUUUUUGGCACAUGGUCUAUCAGGAAAACACACGGGUGAUCGUCAUGACCACGAAAGAGAUAGAAAGGGGGAAAAAUAAGUGUGCGCGUUAUUGGCCGGAAGAAGGCGAAACCGCCGAAUAUGGUAACGAGUGGAAAGUGCGCGCUGUAACGCGGACUUCGACCGCUGAUUAUACACUACGAGAGUUUCUCCUGCAAGGAACCAAACCAAACUUUUCCGAAUCCAGAAGGAUUUACCAUUAUCACUUUCAAGCAUGGCCUGAUCAUGGUGUUCCGGCGGAUCCUGGAUGUGUAUUGAAUUUUUUGCAUGACGUAAAUGCCAGGCAAGAAUCGAUUGCUGCAUCUUUGGCCUCGAAUAACCAAACUACACUGUCUAUAGGACCGAUUCUUGUUCACUGUAGUGCCGGAAUUGGUAGGACUGGCACAUUCAUUGUUAUCGACAUGAUUUUAGAUCAAAUUAAACGUCACGGACUGGACUGUGAAAUUGAUAUUCAACGCACAAUACAGCGAGUGCGCUCGCAAAGAUCAGGUAUGGUCCAGACGGAAGCACAAUACAAAUUCGUUUAUCUUGCUGUUUUGCAUCACAUUGGAACUGUGUCUCAGCGGAUGCAAGCAGAACAGAAAUCGCUUCAGUUGGGUAGAGAAUACACUAAUAUUUGUUACAAAAGCGAGACGAAUGCUUCUACCACGAAUGAGACCUCCACUCCUCCAUGUACACCGACGACUGUUUCGACAUUGUCCUCACCCACUUACAGUUUGAGAUCAAAGUAACUUUCAUUAGACACAAAUCAAUUCUUCAUAUAUUCGGGAAAGCAAACAAGAGGCUUCGUUACCCUUCCUUUCUUUCUGUUUUCUCUCUAUUUUUGUUAUUAUAUGUAAUAUUGCGAAAUACGAUAUAAUGCGACGUAUUCUGUUUACAGAUUUACGUAUUUAUUUCUUCAGCAAUAUUCGGAGUCAUUCUUUUUAAAUAUAACGUUUAUCAUGUAUACUUAUAAUGCAUACUUAUUUGUUAAGGGGAUCGGUAGAGUCGUCUGUUUUUUACCAUAAACCUUAUUCCAACUACAAUUAUUUUUGACUACAUAGAACAACAAAUCCUUUUCCACAAUUACAAUACAUACAGAAAUGCGUUGUAAUUGACUGAACUUUAUGCUAAAAAUGGAAACAAAUUUCGAAAAUUACAGUUUUGUUACCGACUUAUGGCUCGCCUCGUAUGAUAAUAUGCUUAUAAUAUAUAAGGUGCGCAGUUUGUAGGUACAAAAUGAGAACCAAUUGCAAAGAAGACAGAAGGAAAGAAUAUAAGGAAGCUUUUAAAAGAGACUUCAGAAGUGUAGUAAAAAAGAUAGGUUGGAAUAAAAAUUUUGAGAACAUGUGUAUCUCUAAAAUCGUGAUCAAGAGUAAAACAGAGCACAAGAUUAGGUUCGUGAUAUAGUGCAAAAGGAUUUUUCAUUUUGCGCAACCAAUGAAAAGAUCUAUUAAAAAACUCAUUUAUUCCGUCGCUAAUACAGACGACUCCAGGAUCCUCUUAAAAAAAGGUUGUACACGCGCGCGCAUAUACAGACAUGUAGACGUGCACAUAUACAAAAGCAGGGAAAAGCGGGAAGGGGGGAGGAACAAGGGAAAGGAAUUGAAGAAUAAAUACCAUCUUGAAGAUUUUUGAAACUACGAGAAUAGGAAGAAUAAAUUUAUCUAGCAGAAAUCAUAUGUUGCAAAAGCGUUUGCCGCGUUUGGUAAUAUUUCCUUUUUAAGUAAAGUUGUUUCGGAGGUCUAAAGGACGGUAUUCAUAGUCCAUUCUUAUAAUGAGAUAGUCUUAAGUAUACCUUUUAGAUAAUAUAGCUAUCAGAUUAGCUAACAAAUACCUUACUCAUAUUUAGGACAAUUAAUAUAGAAACAGGUCAUGAAUACUGUCUGAAGAUUUUUUUUUUAAUAGAUUGUUAUAUUUUUAUUUUCUAUAAUAAUGGUUACUAAAAGUACAAUUUAUGAUAUAAAAUUGUUACAAGAUUAUUGACACUCAAUAAUGAUAAAAUAUCUUAUUUCAACAAUUAGAUGUGAAACUGAAGAAAUUGAUAUUCACAGAUGUUUGAAAUAAUUUCUUGAUAUCAAUGCAAAACUGUAAAAGUUUCUAAUUGUUUUCUAAUUGUUGAUUCAGUCGCAUUUCGUAUAACAUCGGAAUUUGAUGCAGCAAUAAUUAUCUGUUAUUAUUUUCUUAUUUUCAGUCGUAAUCGAUAUCCUUUUGUAUAUAAGAUGUCUUUCAAUUUAUCUAUAGGAAACAGUCCAAAAAUAUCAGGUCCGAUAAACAAGACAGAGAGCUGAUCACAAUAUUCCGCGUUCAAUUUAAUGAUUUGAGAAUCUAUUGCAUCUUAUUAUUAUUAGUAAUCUGUUAUAAUCCAUGAGCGAUCAAUGAAUAAUAUGCCGAGAAUCUAUCGUGUUGGCAUUACUUAUCGUGUAUUUAAGGAGAAGCUGGAGUCGUCUGUAUUACUCCAAAUUUGUGAACACUAAUUUUUUUAUUGAUUGCAUAGAAUGAAAAAUCCUUUUAACGAUUCCCUUCCAUGAUUAAAGUAUAGGCAGUAAUGAAUACGGGGCUAAUGGAGUUUAUGUGAAAAAAAUGAGAAAAAGUUUUAAAAUUACAGUUUUCUUCUCGACUUAUUGUCUGACCACAACAAUUUUACAUUUCGUACGUACAAAAUAGGGUGGUUCCCAACUCGGAACAGAAUGAAGGAACAUGAGGAUGCUUUUAGAAGUGAAUUUAGAAGCGUAGUAAAAAAGAUUAGUGUUUAUAAAACUUUUGUGAAUGUGAAAUCGUGACCAAGAAUGAAACAAAGCACGAGAUUAGGUCUUUGAUAUCGUGCAAAAGGAUUUUUCAUUCUGAGCAACCAAUAAAAAGAUUUAUUAAAAAAGUUAUUUACUCCGUCGGUAAUACAGACGCGUCCAACUUGCCCUUAAAGAUUUAACGUUUCUUAUAGAAAUAUAAUGUACAUAUUGCUAUUGAAAUUUUUUACGAUAAAAUAAGAAAAAUUUUAUUAGUCUAAUAAUUCCACAUUAUACAUAUAUUCAUCGAUUGCCUCCGCUGUUGGAUACUUGCUGCAGAUAAUGUGCACUUUUAAUAGCUAGCAAAAAUACAUAUUAUGUAAAUUAACAUUACCCUGAUCAGUAAAUAUUGCUUUAUACGA
Ooceraea biroi (clonal raider ant) is the source of this 4511-nucleotide messenger RNA. RefSeq names its product tyrosine-protein phosphatase corkscrew. Gene Ontology annotation, biological process: positive regulation of ERK1 and ERK2 cascade; protein dephosphorylation. Gene Ontology annotation, cellular component: cytoplasm. NCBI's taxonomy places the organism in Eukaryota, Metazoa, Arthropoda, Insecta, Hymenoptera, Formicidae. The record is from RefSeq and is a predicted model, not a curated record. Gene Ontology annotation, molecular function: receptor tyrosine kinase binding; cell adhesion molecule binding; non-membrane spanning protein tyrosine phosphatase activity.